This is a messenger RNA of Bombina bombina (fire-bellied toad), 2759 nucleotides long. It is a transcript of the gene SPRY3, whose product is annotated as sprouty RTK signaling antagonist 3. Gene Ontology annotation, biological process: multicellular organism development; negative regulation of MAP kinase activity; negative regulation of fibroblast growth factor receptor signaling pathway. The record is from RefSeq and is a predicted model, not a curated record. The transcript is spliced from 2 exons. Gene Ontology annotation, cellular component: cytosol; membrane. Lineage: Eukaryota; Metazoa; Chordata; Amphibia; Anura; Bombinatoridae. The coding region runs from base 494 to 1363 and encodes 289 amino acids.
GACAAGCAGCAGUUUGCUGUGUCCUUAGCCAUACAGGGACUGUGUGUACCUCUAUCUAUAUACAUAUCACACGUGUACAGGGAGGCUGCGGAUUAUCUGUAAGGUUAUGUGCUGCAUUCUUUUGAGUGGAAUUCUCAUCUAUAGCUCCAUGCAGAAUCAUUGGGACAUCUUUUGCUACUGCAUACACACUGCUUGUGUGUGCUGACUGCUGUGGUGUUUUGGAGGCUGAGACACACCUAUACUUCUGCAGUUUACACCAAUCAAGGAGGAGUUUUCAUUGAGACUUUUGCAGGAGUGGGAUGCAUGCACAAUAUCACUAGCACUACAUAUUUAUCCAUAGAGCUGGGGAUUAUAUUCCUAUAUAUCACCAUGGACCUACAGUCUCACAGAGGAUCUUCAGAUGUACCCUGAUGGAUAAUUAAAGUUGAAUAUUUAUUCACACCUAAAGAGUGACCUUUUUUAAAGCUAAUAAAAGGCAACAAAUAAAAAGAACAUGGAUAUUUCUGCUGCGGAUAUCCAGCAAGUUCUUUCAAUUGACCAAAUCCGUUCUAUUAGGUCGAACAAUGAUUAUGUGGAGCGUCCUUCUGUUUCAUUCCUGCAAACCUGGUCUAAUCCUUCACUUUCACAGCAUGGUGCAAAGCAAGAGUGGCCCCAUGAUCAUCUUGUGUCCUACAAUCACCAAGAUCUACAUCGCAGCCAAAGUCAUCAACACCAAUCCCAACAUCUUUCACAUGAUCAAAGCCAUUCCAGUAUAAGCUCAGUUUCUCGAAGUACCACUGCUUCAGAUCAAAGACUAUUAUCGGGGAUUACACCAUCUCACUCAGGGCACUCAAUCUUGAGGACACAGCCCAAAGAUGGUGACUUGAAACAAGACGAGUUUAUUAAAGGCAUAAUGGAGAAGCCUGACCGAUAUGUGGGUCACCUCUUUAUCUGUGAAGAGUGUGGGCGUUGCAUAUGUGAUGAGUGUACGCAAGUUCGGAGCCUUCCUUCUUGUUGGGUUUGUAACCAACGUUGCCUGUGUUCUGCAGAAAGUGUAAUCGACUAUGGAACUUGUCUCUGUUGUGUCAAGGGACUGUUUUACCACUGUUCCAGUGAUGAUGAGGACAACUGUGCGGAUGACCCAUGCUCAUGUAACCAGGGAUCUUGCUGUGCUCGAUGGGCAGCCAUGAGUUUGUUUUCCUUCUUCAUGCCCUGUCUAUGCUGCUAUCUACCUGCCAAGGGUUGCCUAAAGCUCUGCCAGAAAGGGUACGACAGAGUUAAGAGACCCGGCUGUCGUUGUGAGAAUCAUACUAACACAGUUUGCAGGAAAAUAUCCUCUUCUAGUGGCACACCAUUCCCUAGGCCUUUUGACAAACCAGUAUGACCUAAAGGCGAGUGUUGGAUAUGAUAAUAUUCUUCUUAUCUUCCCUACAAUUUCCUGCUGUGCUCUUCUUGGAAGAAUUUGGUGCCAGUGAUAGUGAAAGCCUUACCAAGACCCCAUUAACAAAUCAAGAGAGAUUUUCAUUUGGGAAAGAAAACAUCACAAAAGGAAAUGAACACUGUUAAACUUCAUAACAUUUGAAGAAGUAAUCUAAAAAUGGUGCUGCUCUUCUGAGUGCUACGUUAGAUGAGCUGUGUUCUUUUUAGUGUUAUGUUCACUCAGUGGGAAAUGCUAGUCAACAAAAAUUUACAAAAGAGGAUCUAGCGGAUUAUCUUUUCUGCAAUUCGGAAAAUAUAGACAACUUAAAUCUGGAUACAAGUAAAUCUAGAAUCUACGCAUUUCACAUUAACAAAUGCCAAAAUAAAAAAAAAGAAAGAAAGAAAAUCCCCUGAUUGCACUUACAUUUGGAAGAAACUGAAUGUAAGAAGUAGGGCAGCCAAUGUUGAUGGCAAAGAGAAGAUUGAAGAGGAGAGAAUACAUGCACCUUGAUUACCGUUUUGAUACAAGUAUUGAGUAUUGAGGACAGUAGAAUGAUCGAACCAGGCAAAAUGAGAGACAGUAACUGGAAAAAAAAAAUCAUAUGUCUUGAGAGUUUAGUUGGGUUUGCUUUUAUGAAUUAAACCCUUGAGUACAUAUAAUUUAAAUAGCAAAGUAGUGGAUCAUGGUGUCUGAUUUAUUCUUUUAAAUUCAGAAGGAAAUUUUAAUAAAUAUAUCAGCCAGGCAAAAUGCAUUCCGUCACAUAUACAAUUGUGUGAUAUAAACCAAAGAGAUAUAAUGUGCAUGAGUACAUUGUCUGUCUUCUCUUAUACCUUUAGAUUUAUCAUUUUACUUUUUGGCCAUAGUUUGUUGGUACAAACCAAAGCUUAAAUUGUUUGGAUACACUUAAACCAUUUACUGAUACAUGCACUUUUUCACCAUCUCUUCUUGUACAGAAGGGUAAUAUUUACUGUAAAUUUAUUUGAUAAACAAUGACUUAUGUUUUAUAUAUUUCUGCAUAGCAAUUAGGGUAUCUACCAAGAGCUGCAGACAGAAGUUUUCCUGCUAGGCAGGUAAAACAUUAAUUUUGAGAUUGUGACUCCAUAUUAAAGGGGUUAUUAUGUGUUAUAUUGGUUAAUAACUAAGUGGUGCUAGGGCCCUGAAGAUCAAAUAUUUUUUAUUAUUUGCAUUAUUUUUUCCGUGCCUCUAAACAAAGACAUGAAGUCAUAAUUUAAUGCCUGUACACUGUAUUUUUUAUGUCGGACAGGUAAUCAUUUGUAUAACUUACCUUAAAACUUUAUCUAAAACAAAACCUCUAUGAAUAAAAAGCUUGGUAAAAUGCACUAAUACCAAUUGACUUCAA